AUUUAUAUACAUAUUUGUUUUUAAUUACUUGAAUGUAAAGUGAAUUAUUUGAUGUGUUUUAUUUUUUGUCUUUUACAAUGUUUAAAUUUGGCAAAACUCCGGGAGCAUUGCGGUUGGACAACAACUUCCAUCAAGCUAGCAACUUAGCUUUUUGUCAGUGCUCUAAUUAAGACUUUCGGUUAUCAAUAUUAUAACCGUGCUGGAAUUGUUAAAUGAAAUGGAUAUUUUACGAGAUGAUGGAGUACAUGAGCUCAAAUAUAAACCUGGGGGGCGUUUGGAUAUGAGCCACGGCUUCCUGCACCAUAUUCGAAGGAACCAGAUUGCUAGAGAUGAUUAUGAUAAAGAAGUAAAGCAAGCCAAAGAGCGUCAGCGACGGAGGCACACAACAACCCCUAGAAGACCCCGACGGCCUGACAUCCAAGUCUACCAUCCUCGACAAAGACACGGUUCAGAGCCAGGUGCUGGUGCUGAUGCAGAAGAGUCAAAUGAAAGUGGGUCAAGCACAGAGACUGAAAUCCAUGGCACUGAACUCUUCUGGCUUGACUAUCAGGCUGACUCUGGUGCCAUUACAUCUUUCCUUGUGCACAAGGAGGAUAAACCUAAGAAGGUGGUUGAGCGUGUGGCAGAAAAGAACAUCCUAGAUGCAGCUAUGAGGGUGGCACUUGAGGUACGAAUUCGAAAGGAAAUUGACAAAAGACGAGACAAGCGCUGAAGGAUUUUCUCAAGCAGCAAAUCACAGUAGAGGGGCUGCACACAAAGAAGGCCCAUACAGUGUUUGCAGGUCUGUGCUUCUCCGAAGCUUUAACAUGGUUGUGCAGUCAGGGCACAAAGAGAAGUGCUCUCUGGUAGUGUAACUGUUGGUAGAAAUGACCCACAACCAAGCCAUUAUUUGUUUUUUAGUGAGACAUGUUUAUUACAUUUUACCAACCCUGGACUGUUAUGCGAUCGUCGUGGUCACACCACUGAACAUGCAGUGUACACUUUCAAGUUGACUGGACCUUUUAAGUUCUGUUGUUGUGCUCGAUUCAGAUGGAUUUUUUGGACAAAGAGCCCAUGAAACAUUUUUCCCAGCUGAAUAUGUCCUAUGUUACCUGAGUUUACAAAGAUCUAGAUUUUAUACACAAAAUGUAAUCUUUUUUUAUUUAUUUUACUUUAUUUGUUUUUAUGUAAAAAAUGCUGUAAGUGGAGCAUGAGGCUAUCAGUGAUAUCAUCUUUAUAAAAAUGAGAAAUUUGUUUUGUUUAAUAGAUUGAGCCACAAUAAUGUGUCAAUAUUGUAAUAUUGUUUUGUAUUUUUCUGUUAUUUAUUUGAAGUUGAGAGACAUUUAUUUUUGAUAUUGUAAUAAUUUUUUUAGAACAAAUGUUUCUAUAUAAAAUGACACACACAUGAAAUACAUUUUUUGCUGUUUGUAUGUCUGGAAGUGGAUUUGGGAAUAUUUAUCUUGGGUUGAUGUCAUACACGUGUUUCACUGAAAUGCACGUGUAAAGAAAUAUAACAUUAAAAAUAAAAAUAAAAAAUUCUUCAUCAA
Melanotaenia boesemani (Boeseman's rainbowfish) is the source of this 1526-nucleotide messenger RNA. RefSeq names its product chromosome 11 C2orf68 homolog (gene c11h2orf68). The coding region runs from base 218 to 712 and encodes 164 amino acids. The record is from RefSeq and is a predicted model, not a curated record. The transcript is spliced from 4 exons. NCBI's taxonomy places the organism in Eukaryota, Metazoa, Chordata, Actinopteri, Atheriniformes, Melanotaeniidae.